Strongylus vulgaris is the source of this 756-nucleotide messenger RNA. The record is from the annotation of a GenBank genome assembly. NCBI's taxonomy places the organism in Eukaryota, Metazoa, Nematoda, Chromadorea, Rhabditida, Strongylidae.
AUGACCAACGAGGAAGACGUACUCCAGUGCAUCAUCGGUCGUCUCCUUCUAAGGCACGCAGCCCACUUGUUCACAGGGACGCCAUGGGCGGAAAUACAGUUUGGCAGAACGGAGAAAGGCAAACCCUAUUUGGUCAAUCCACCCAACACCAGUUUUGGUCUAAAUAUUACCCAUCAGGGCGAUUAUGUGGGUUUUGCCAGCAGCUGCACCUCCAAAGUCGGUGUCGAUCUGAUGAGGCUUGAUAAAGAAAGAGCAGGAAAAACAGCUGAUGAAUACAUAAACUCUAUGGCAAAAUCAGCAUCGCCGGAUGAGCUGAGAAUGAUGAGGGGACAGCCUACUGAGGCUAUGAAAAUGACUAUGUUCUAUCGCUACUGGUGUUUGAAAGAGGCUAUACUCAAAGCUACUGGAGAUGGUAUCCUCGAUGAUCUCAGCCGUAUUAAUUUCCAAGUCAACAUGAGCGACCGAUACAGACCUGGGUGCUUCGUAACAUCUACGACCGUCUUAUUAGACGGGAAGUUGCAAGAUCAAUGGAUUUUCGAAGAAACAUUUGCUGAUGGAAAUCAUGCAGCUGCUGUCUGCAAAGAGAAAGCUUUACCGAGAGGAUGCAUCUUCAGAAAGGAUCCGGAUGCGAAAAUGUUCUUCUCGAAGGUACCUUUUGAAAGCUUGCUGGAACACGCGGUAGUGCUCAAUCCUCUUCCAAAUGAUGGCCUCGGCGCUUAUGAAGACUUCGUAAAGAAACCGCGAAAGACAUUCUAA